CUUGUGUAUUGUGAGUGUUACAGGAAAUUAUCAUAAAUGAUAGGCAAAAAUUAUACAAUCAUCCUUCUGAGAAAAACGACAAGUUAUCAGUGGGAAAGAAUAAAAAAACAUUAAGGAUGAUUAUUUGUAUUCACAUCGUUGCCAAUGACUACUAUCACACAUCAAUUAAGAGCUCAUUAUUAUGUCAUGGAGAGUUUCCGGCAGAUUGUCGUGGCAACACCCUCCAAUGUGCUGAAGGUAGUGAGCCCAAUGAUUUUCAUCAACAAAAAAAAAAGCAUACUCACAAAUGGUUGAUAGAUUCAAAGUCCGCCGGAAUUUCUCAACCAGCCGGACCAAGGUAUCCCAAGUAUGGCCAAGCCUAACUGAGCUCCUCCUCUUCCCCCCGACAUAUUCACAAUGGGUAUCGACCUUAAGAAUCACCACGUGAAGAACACCAACCGUACCGCUCCCAAGUCGGAUAAUGUCUACUUGGCUUUGUUGGUCAAGUUGUACCGUUUCCUUGCUCGCCGCACUGAUGCCCAAUUCAACAAGGUCGUCUUGAAGCGUCUCUUUAUGUCUCGCAUCAACCGUCCCCCUGUGACCGUCUCACGCUUGGCUCAGAACGCCAAGGAUGGCAAGACCAUCGUUGUCGUCGGUACCGUCACUGAUGAUUCCCGUCUUCUCGAAGUGCCCAAGCUUUCCGUUGCUGCUCUUCGUUUCACCAAGACUGCCAAGGCCCGCAUCUUGAAGGCUGGUGGUGAAGUCUUGACCUUGGAUCAGUUGGCUCUUCGUGCCCCCACUGGUUCCAACACCAUCUUGGUCCGUGGUGCCAAGAACAACCGUGAAGCCGUCAAGCAUUUCGGUAUGGGUCCCCACAAGAACAAGAAGCCCUAUGUUCGUUCCAAGGGUCGCAAGUUUGAACGUGCCCGUGGUAAGCGUGCCAGCCGUGGUUUCAAGGUUUAAACACACAUUAUCCAAUAAAUCGAUGGAGCGGAAUCCUGUCAAGGUCGACUCGUCACUGAAAUUGGCUGUUGAACUCGAUCCACACACGGUUGAAUCUUUUUGAGUGAAAAUUCUUCUUUUUGAGUGGAGGUUGGUUAUGGAGGAUUGUGGGACGAAUGAGAAGAGUAUA
Molecule: messenger RNA, 1111 nt
Organism: Radiomyces spectabilis
Lineage: Eukaryota; Fungi; Mucoromycota; Mucoromycetes; Mucorales; Radiomycetaceae
Product: 60S ribosomal protein L18-A
Exons: 4
Coding region: 397-942 (181 amino acids)
Biological process (GO): translation
Cellular component (GO): cytosolic large ribosomal subunit; ribosome
Molecular function (GO): structural constituent of ribosome; RNA binding
Source: RefSeq, a predicted model, not a curated record